This is a messenger RNA of Cricetulus griseus (Chinese hamster), 975 nucleotides long. The record is from RefSeq and is a predicted model, not a curated record. NCBI's taxonomy places the organism in Eukaryota, Metazoa, Chordata, Mammalia, Rodentia, Cricetidae.
AUGCUCCUGUGCUUUCUGUUCUCUGAUCAGCUAAGCAGUGAGGGUGACCCACCACCUUUAGCUAUUUCAGAAUGUGUAGGAGCUGGGGUGAUGGCUCUGCAGAACUCUCAAACUUCACCAUUGUUGCAAUACACUUGUAUUGAACAAGACAGCCUGGGUCAACAAUUUGCUGAUGCUUUAGAGGUGUUGCAACAUUCAGUUGGAGGACUUCAGUACUUCCCAGAAAAUACAAAUCACAUGGCUCACUAUUACCCUCACAGCAUAAGCAAUUCCAGCUAUUAUGGAAUUCUACACUCAGAAGAACCCACCUAUACCUGGAGAAGUAAUGGUUCUGCGGACUUGUAUUUGGAAGAAAGUCUCCAGGAACCUCUGCAAAGCAUAAAUGCAAACCAGCUGGGACAAGUAUCCCUCAUCCAGCCAAAAGGAGGAAAAGGCAGGAGGAAGCUUCGGCUGUUUGAAUACCUUUUCCAAUCUCUGUGCGAUUCAGAUAUGUCAUCUUGUAUUCAAUGGGUAGACAAAACCAAAGGUGUCUUUCAGUUUAUAUCAAAAAACAAAGAAAGGCUUGCUGAGCUAUGGGGGAAAAGAAAAGGCAACCGAAAACCUAUGACUUACCAGAAGAUGGCCAGAGCCCUGAGGAACUAUGCCAGGACUGGGGAGAUCACGAAAAUCCGCAGGAAGCUGACCUACCAGUUCAGUGAAGCUGUUCUCCAGAGCCUGUCUCCAUCUCCAUCUCACUUCCAGGCGAAAGACCUGUUCUACUGCCAGUAUGACCAACCUAAUCAGGAAUGUCUUAGCAUGAACCACUGGAAUACAAACUACUAUGCUUAUGCUGGUUACCAAGAGCUAAGCCACUACACAUUUUAAUUGUAUUCUACCAUUCCUUGUCUUGCUAGCAUCAGAAAAAUCCCCAGUUCCAGAACUUCUAAGGCAAACAGCUGCUCUCCAUAGGCAUACAUACACGAUACACAAACAUCU